Seriola aureovittata is the source of this 4434-nucleotide messenger RNA. RefSeq names its product WD40 repeat domain 95 (gene wdr95). NCBI's taxonomy places the organism in Eukaryota, Metazoa, Chordata, Actinopteri, Carangiformes, Carangidae. The record is from RefSeq and is a predicted model, not a curated record. Bases 62 to 3091 code for a protein of 1009 amino acids. The transcript is spliced from 31 exons. Gene Ontology annotation, molecular function: protein binding; calcium ion binding.
AUGUCUGACUAAGGAACUGUGCUGCUCUGAAGUCAACAUUUUGAGACACCAUCUAACAAGGAUGCCACUGGGGCAAAAGGUUCGCUCUUCCUCAGCUUCUGGGAGAUUAGAAACCCAACAUGUGACCAGCAUCCUCUCUGAACUGAAGGAUACUGGGAGGAGGAUGAGAAACACCUCUGGGCCUGGAUGUUGGGGUGAGAUAGUAGCAGAUGACUUCUCAUCACAGAGACAAGUGAGCGAGGACAGUAAAGAGCAGCCUGAAUGGCUGAUGCGAGAGCUGCUGAAACAGAACAGGCGAAGACACUCUGUCACACUCGGAGAUAAGGCUCCGAUCAUGAGACGGCAACACCACAGUAUUGAUUCGAUUCGCAGACUCUGCAGCCUCAAGCACUCAGACUUUAUGAACUUCCUGAUUGAUGAGACGAUAUCGCUUGACAACCUCCGGAAACUGAAAGAAGCAUUUGAGGACUUUGAAACGGGUGGCUUGAGAUGCAUCGAUGCAAAGAAUUUUGGACGGAUAGUGAAGAAGUGUUUGGGUUUGCCUAACACAAGCAAUGCACAGAUUCAAGGGUUAUUUAAGAAGAUUGAUUAUUCAGGCCAAGGAAGAAUUUCAUGGGGUCAGUUCUGCACACACAUGCUGCAGGAGCACAAAGAGAAGGAGGAAAAUGCAAGACGCAGAAAGCAGGUGGCUUUUACUCUGCCUGCCGCUAUGAAGGCGUUGGGACAUGGCAUCCCCAUCAUCAACAUCCACUCCACCCAUGAUGCCACUAUUGUAACAGUGCGAGAAGAUGCUGCUGUUUGUUUCUGGAGUCCUGAGCUUAAACCCCAGAAGACCAAACACAUAUUUAAUGAAGGACCUGCUAAUAGGAAGUCAAAGUGGGCAAGUGACUUCACUCUGAUGGCAGAGUACAACAAGCUGAUGAUCGGAACAGGUGACAGAGAGAUCCAGCUUUAUGAGCUUUCCACUCUGGAGCCCUAUUGCCAGAUCAGUGCACUAGACACAGUUCCUCUGACAUUAAACUACGGCUACACUGGUCCUGAUAAAUGCUGUAUCUUGUAUGGAGACACAGAGGGAUGUGUGACUAUCAUUUUGAUAUCCUCAGCUGGAGAUACCCUCAGAUUAUGGAAUAAAUUAACAAAGGCUGAAAACAUACCCAGCAUAGCGAUCGACAACGCAGUGGUCUCUCCGAAUGUGACAUUUGUCAGAUGGAAGGUUCAUAAUGAUUGGGUGACACAGGCUAAAUAUUUUCAAAGUUUCCAAGCUGUUGUCUCCUCAUCAAAUGACGAAUCUUCUUCUCUUGUCAUAGGCUGUGUGCUGCCUUUAACGGACGCGGAGCAGCAGUUGAGUGAGAUCAGAGAGGCCUGUUAUGAAGGUAAGACCAAGAAGGUCCAACUGAGCUGGACUCCGCAGGUCCGGGCAUCAUGUGACCAGACGGUUUUCAGCAUUUACAAAGGUGUCAAGGCCUUUGAUCUUUGUGAGAAGCGCAGCUUGUUGGUCACUGGAGGCAUGGACAGACUCAUACGAAUGUGGAACCCGCAUUUUUCUGGAAAACCAACUGGUGUUUUGAAAGGCCACUCUGCUCCCAUCAUCUACCUCUGCAUCUCCUCAGAGGACAGUCAGAUCUUCUCUGUCUCCAUCGACAGCACUGUGAAAAUCUGGGAUCUUCAAGACCAGUGCUGCCUGUUUACAGCAGACCCCAAAGCGAGCGGGAUUCAUGGUGACAUAUCUGCAUGCUCGUAUUCGUCUGCUAUGAAAUCCCUUUUCAUUGCAGCAGACUGCAUGGCCGUGCUCUCCCUAAAGAUCAGGCCACAGUUUUGCAGUCGCCUCACUGUUUCACAUAAUGAGCCUGUAAUGUGCUGCGGAUACAGUGAGGAGUUUCGUCAAGUUGUCAGCUGCACUGAAGGAUCCGUGGUGAAAGUCUGGGAUUUUGACUCUGGGUGUCAGGUUUUCGAGUUUGGCGGCACACCUGAUCUGUCUGCCGUCACGUGCAUGGCGUUUGACCUCAGAGGGAGGAGACUCAUCACGGGCGGAAGAGAUGGAUGUUUGAAGAUCUGGAACUUCAACAAUGGUCAGUGCCUAAAGACACUAAAGAGGGACGGUGAAUGUCAUGAGGUGUGCGACUGCAUCUUUCUGAAAGUGCACAGGAACUGCUAUGUGAUGUCUGUCGGCCGUGACAGGAAGAUUGACAUUUACACAGACAUACCUGAGGACCUCCAUCAUGUCCAGAGGCCGAAGCCUUCGUGGCAGGAUGAUCUGAAAAACGGCCAUAAUGAGGACAUCCUUUGUGUGGCGCAGUGUCCUCCGACUCUCCUGGCUACCGGCAGUUAUGAUGGCGAGAUUAUAGUGUGGAACGUGGUUUCUGGACGUAUACAGUGUCGCUUUGUCAGUCCUCGUUCAGCUGAACACCCAAAUGUUGAAGGGCCGGACACAAGUGUUCAGAGCAUCAUUUUCCUAAAGAACCUCCAGUUGCAGCAGUUUUCCUCAGCUACAGCUCUCCUGUCCUCUGGGACCACGGGUUGUAUAAAUAUCUGGAACAUGCUCAGUGGAGGAAAGUUUGUGAGCAGCUUCAAAGCUUCUAGGUUCCAACAAAAGAUUACAAAACUGGCUAAAACAGACAAGGACACACUGCUGUACGCUGCCGACCAAAUUGGUUACAUCUAUGUUUACAACAUGAACAAGUUUGCCCCAGAGCAGAAAUUGCCAAGAGCUGAAACCUUCUGGCGCGCCCACACCAGCAGAGUUUCUGGCCUGCAGAUUGUUGACAAUGAUCAAGUGGUGCUUACCUCAUCCACAGACUACACUGUGCGCCUCUGGAGUACACGUGGAGAAUUCAUAGGGACCUUUGGGCAGUCCGAGAGCUGGAGCAUCCACAUCUCAUCUUCCUGGAUGCAUCCUGCUGUCCCCUAUGAGGUUCUGAUUCAUCCUCUCAGCAUGCCAGAUCAUGAAAUUUGGAACGUAAACACACACCUCUCUGAUGCAGUCAAUCCUGACAAGACUGAGGCUGACAGCGGGGAGCUAAAGUCAGAGACUCACAGUAAUUUGAGCCUUGCUCCAACAUCCAUCCGUGAUGUAGACAUUGAGGAAGAUUAAAAGCAUGUUUUACCCAGAGGAACACAACACUGGACCCUGUCUUGGUCAUCAUUGUCAUACAUGCUAACAAACUAUCAAACCACCGCGCUCUGGAAGGCUUUGGCACCGCGGAGUCACCAAACACCAGAGUAAGACCUGACCUCUCCCUUGCUCUUUCAUAUUGAUCCGCUCAUAAGCAGCACUGAGGAACUGGAGUCAACUGAAUAAGAUGAAACUGCAUUGAUCACACUUGGGAAACUGGGUCAUUGCAGCAUCCAUUUGUACAAAGCCAGAGCAAAGCCAAAUAAAAUAUAAUGAAAUAAUAGUGAGAAUUAUGGCUGUAUGUAAUCACAUUGAACUGGCUUUCUCAAGAAUAGACCAUGAAAAGAUGAAUGAAUGAAUGAAAGUGUGAAAACGUGGACUGCAACGUUAAGAUGCUUUGAAUGAAGAAAUUAAGUGCUUUUACACAAAUUACAGGCUUUUCUCGUUCACAUUUUGAAGCACACAACUGUCCACUUUUUAGUGUUAGCAUGAAGUGAAAAUGGGUUGGCAAAUUGUUACAAUAAGACUAGAGCAGCAGUGAUGACUUUGACAUUUAUGACUUCAGGCUGUGAAGCACAUUUUCCUCAGUAUUCCUGCCACUUAAGUGAAUCAGUUUAGUGAUUUUCUACAAAAACACGCUAAUGUGUAAAGCAAUAGGAAGAAAUCGAUCAUCGAUAUUCUUUAUAAAUUCUUUAUAAAAAACCUUGCAAAAUAUUUAACGUAAGCCUGUAAUUAUUUUACAGAUACUUCAUCCUUAAAGCACCUAUGUGAAAGACUGUCCCCCGUAGUGAUGAUAGUAGUGAGAAUUAUGACCAAACUCUGCAGUUCCUCUCAGCUCUACAAAGCUUUAUAGCAUCUUUUAGCAUAUUGAUUGGGUUUUGAGGCACACAACCUUCAGCUGCAGUUCACAUAGUGUUUUUUUGGCCACAGUCGGCAGAUGUUUGUAGCUAAAAAGCUCUAAAAUCCACCGGUAGCUCAGCACCAAACAGAAGACAGUCAAAGUUAGCGACUGGUCGGUGAACAUAGUAGCUAAAGAGGCAGAUAUUUCCCUCAUGCGAAUAUUGGACUUAUCAGCAGGAGCCAGCAAGGUUGUUGCUGUAUAUCAGUUUGAAGAAUUACUGGCUGGUAUACGGAGAAUUGAAUGUUUCUGAGCCAGCCGUCCAGACCUGAUUCUGAAAAUAUGAUUACAUUAGAGGAAAAAUAAAAUUCAUCACACAGUUUGAGUGAUAAUGGCUCUAGUUUGCAUAAAACAUUUCUUUAUCUUCAAGAUAUGAUGUAUUAUCUGUGUAAUAAAUAUUUCAUCCAUGAUCUUGUGAAGGUGC